AUGCAAAAUCCCGUUCCAUCGCUCCAAAGUCUAUGGGGUUUUUGGUAAAUCUCCCGAAAUAAGGUCUGUAAUAACCAAAACCUCUAAAUAUUUUCACGUUUUAUUCUAUGACAUAAAACACACCUUAAAAACACCUUAAUUUAGCCAUGUCAGGUAAAUGCUAACAUAGCCAGGUUGUUUCAUGAGUCAAGGAAACAGAAAAUGUGACCUAGACUACAUUAAAUGUGGAUUUUAGGUUUGAAACUGUGUUAGGUCGUACGCAUGUCCAGUGUACAGGAUAAUCUGUGCUUGACACAGACAAUCGAUCAAUGAGCAUAACUCAUUGCUUUUUAUGUAAAACUAAUUUAUUUACAGUAAAAGUUUGCAUGCAGAGAGGCGUAUAUUGUAUAGCAUUGGGGUUUGUAAACUGGUGGUGUUCUUUCCCUUUUGAACCCAACCUCUGUUCCUCAGAUUGGCUGUGCACUGGCAGCAUUGGAGUUUCCCCUUUUUAUCAUAUAUGAAUUGGAAAGCAAGCAGAGAAUUUCAGGAACAAAUUCAUCACUAAAAGGAACACAUCUAAGAAAAAUAACACCAUGGCAAAAUACGAAACAACUGUAGAUCUAAAGGCUGGCGUGGAGUGUCUGAAAACUGUGGUACCCAUACAGGUUAAGUCCUCUCGAAGUUGGAUAUGGAAGACGUUUGCUGUAAUCGUCUUCCUCUACCUCUCCGUAGCGGCUUCUGUCUUCUUUGCCUGGCAUUUAAUGAAACAGGACAACAUGGAGAUACAGAUUUUGUCUGCAGAACAAAUCAGCACGCCAUCAGAGCAUGGACAAGUCCUACAGUAAAUCGCUGAGCGCACAAAGGCUGCCAUUCAUUUACACGGUGAGCUAAAUCAAACUCUAAAGUCACUGAAGUGGGUGAGCGGUGGGCAGCAGUCCUUCGAGCAGGGCGGCCUUGAACUGAUUGACAACAAGAUUCGCAUUCCGGCUGAUGGCCUUUAUUUCGUGUACAGCCAGGUGGCCUAUGGUGUACCGUGCAAAGUGGGUGAAGAUGGUGAAACGCAGAAGUUCCUAAGCCACAAUAUCAUGCGGUAUUCAGAUACAAUGGGUGGACAAAUGCCACUGCAGGAUUCAGGCCAUUCUAUCUGCCAAUCAGGAGAGAAUGAGAUGACGUACAGCACAAUCUAUCUCGGCGCUGUCUUUAAGCUUCUGCAGGGCGACAGGCUGUCAACAUCAACCAACUAUGUAGAUUACAUUGAUGACGAUUCUUCAAAAACAUUCUUUGGAGUGUUUGCAUUGUGAAUUGAAUUAUGGUUAGAGUUGCAUGAAAGGUAUCCCUAUAAUUAUAAAUAUAGGCGGUUUCAUCUUAACAACAUAAAUCACUUUUGUGACCCCCAACUGAACUUCCGAUACACAUUCACAAACAAUAGCGUGCCUGUAGAUUAUUUCUGAUAACAAUCAAAAGAAACCGAGAAAAACCGUUACUUGGCUAAACUUGUCUCUCCAACAUUUUGAAUUUAGACUGCGAUACCAAGCUCAACCGCUAGAUGUCAAUGUACCAUACGGUUUCUUUAAAUGCAACCGAACUACAGGACCCAUUCAACAAAUUGUUUUUUUUUUUAAUAAAAUGAACAUACAACAAAAUUCAACAAAUCGUUUAUUUAAUACAAUUAUUACACAGUAAAAUAAUAAUACAAAUUAAUAUUAACAUGAAUUAAAUUAAAUAUAAAUAGUUAUAUUAUUAUACACUAGUGACUAGCCAAACACAAACCACAAGUUAACUGGGGGUCAGGCGCGCGCGCCCGGCCGAUGAAACAGUCUAUAUGGGGCUCACUAAAAUGUUUCAGUCAUGUGACUUACCCAGUGGUGGAGAGUAACGAAGUAAAUUUACCUGAGUACUGUACUUAAGUACACUUUUUGAGUAUCUGUACUUUACUUGAGUAUUAUUUUUUCUGAGUACUUGUACUUUAACUUCACUACAUUUGAAAGACAAAUAUCAUACUUUUUACUCCACUACAUUUAUAAAAAGGUCCAAAAGUAGAAAAUGGUUUCUAUGCAGCGGGGUUUCCUGUGUGCGCAAUUUAUCUGGCUUGCGAUCUGCCAGGACCUUUUACUGUUGCCAAGUAUUUCAGUUUUUCUAAGCUCGCGGUUUUCCGGCAAGCUUUGAAUGGCCAUUUGGCAGAUUUUUUUAACGCAAAUCUGGCAACUCUGGGAUCUUCCCCGCUAAACUAAUGUAAACGUAGGCGCUGCUACAUCGUUGAUAGCGCUCUAAAAAGGCAAAUAGAACAUUAAAAGACGAAAAAGGCACAUGUUAAAGUGUGGUGUAAUCAUCUGUGGGUUACGAUCAGUCAAAGAUCGUAGAAACAUUGUCAUGAAAAUGAUCGGCAUAACGGCUAAACGGUAAAUAAGCAUCACAUACACCUUGAGCUACACGUGCGUGUUAACUUCUGAUCUGCUGCUAUAUCAUUUAAAGCGAUUUGGAGAAUGAAUGAUGUUUUUACUGAAGUAACUAUAGUUGAAGUAUUCCUGUUGAAAUAAAAACAAUAGAACCCUGCCCAAAAUACAACAGAAAAUGUAAUGGAUUUAAUGGUUAUAAUGGGACUUGUACUAUGGAUACUUGUUGUCUAGUUGUAUGUGAUGGAUUCUAUUGAUGGGAUGGUAAAUCCUAUUGGAAUAAAACCCAAAACACACUACAAAGAGGAAUUUAAUUUAAAAAUCUCAUUCUAAUUCAAAAAUUCAUUGUUUUUUUCAGCAGGGAUGGUAUUUGCAGUAAAACCACAGUAUCCACAUAUUUACCAUUUUCUAUAUAUAGGAACCAUACUCCAAUUAAUAAUCUUUAGUAAAACCACAGCAACUAAACAUAUAAUGAACAUAGUUCAUUAUACUAGCUAUAGUUUACAGUAUGUUUGUAGUUAAAUUAUGGUAAUACAAAUGGUAAUAAAUCCAACAAACACAUGGCUUCUACACUUUACUAUUUACAAGAACCUUAUUACUUACUGGUAAAUUGCUGCUAAAACUGGUUAAGGGAAUAUACAAAAUAAAAGAACACUGCUCAUAAAUACAUAGGCCUAGGGGGCUAAUGAGGAUAAUUAGGCUAAAUGAUCAUACAGGAUUAUAUCUAAACUAAACAUAUAUGUGCUAAACAUAUAAAGCUCUUAAAGGAGUUGCUCACUGCAAAAUUUGCCCCCAUUG
Molecule: messenger RNA, 3170 nt
Organism: Triplophysa rosa
Lineage: Eukaryota; Metazoa; Chordata; Actinopteri; Cypriniformes; Nemacheilidae
Product: tumor necrosis factor-like
Exons: 4
Biological process (GO): immune response
Cellular component (GO): membrane
Molecular function (GO): tumor necrosis factor receptor binding
Source: RefSeq, a predicted model, not a curated record